GGGGCAGUAGAGCUUCUGAGGAGUGAUAUGCCGAAAGGAAGAACUACAACACAAAGAAGAAGAAAAACAACUUCCGCAUUGUCAUAGUUUAUGCAUCUCAGCCUGGCUGGCAAAACUAAGUUGUGGUGACACAAAAUGGCUAAAUUAAAGGACAAAAGACGAGAGAAAAUCAGUGUCGCCACCGAGAUUGACCGUUUGGAGGAGAGACGGGAGCGUUGCCAAAAUAACCUGGAGAGGGCAGAUUUCAGGAGAAGAAAAGAGAAGCUCUCUGACAAGGAAAGACAGGAACUCGAAGACGAAAUUUCAAUAAUCAAUGAGAGGGUGCAAAAGUUAGACAAGGAACUGCAGACGUUAAGAGGAGAGAAUCGGAAGAACAUGCUGCUAUCUGUCGCUCUCCUGGUUGUCAGCGCCAUCUUCUACUAUAUCUUUUUUUACAGUGAAGAGGACUCGUGACACCACCUGAUGUCUUACAGGGAUCUCCCGUAAUGCUCUUAAAAGAAACCACCUCAAGAUAAUGUUGUCUUUAGAUAAAAAAAUACGAGGACUGUGGGGUUUUAAUUCAAUGGGAAAGCGAUAUGAGCUGUGCUUAUGAAAUAUCUAAAUUCUGCCUCUAGAGGGCGUCCUUGUUAUUUUUUUUGAAGUCCUCUGGUCAUCAUGUUAGGUUAAUCCUGCACAUCCAGAACACCACCACAGCUUUUAAAGCAUGUUUAAACCUUAAAUUGUGGCCUUUUAAAAAAUCUCUGUCAGCAUAUCUACAAAUAUAUUCCUCUGUACUCUGUUAAAGGUUCUUUUUUCCUCACUUUCAGAAGCUUUUUGCAAGCCUGUGUAUCAUUUUGUAAGUACAGUCUUUGAUGUGAACAGACUAAGAUUUUAGAUUGUGCGUCAGGGUGUGUGACUUCCUUGUUGGUCAUCCCCUGAUAAUCCCAAUCCACAAACUGGUCUGGAUGUCUGUAUACUACAUGUGGCACAGGGUGGUAUCACCUGCUACUCAGUAGAUUGUGUAACACAUAAGAGAUUGUAUCAAGACAAAGUGAGUGAGCAUCUUUUGUCUUUUCACCAACAUGUACACAGUCACAGUUUUUAUUUUCAUUGAAAUAACUGAUUAAAUAUAGUUUGAGUUUACUUUAUGACAUGCAUAUUGAAGAGAUGCUUCAUCAAAUGGUGCCUAAUUAGGUCUGAUUUUGUGUUUUUAGUCUGAAUGGUUCUGGCCUUUCAAUUUUCCAGUGAAAGCUAAGAAGAUGCCAGAUGUGUUCAUAAAUGUGUUUUUUUAAUACAAAUGUGAAAAAUAAGUGUAUGAGAAUUGGGUUUAACUGUAUAUAUAUAUAUAUAUAUUAAAUUCUUUAUAUAA
Messenger RNA from Scatophagus argus, 1348 nucleotides. It is a transcript of the gene ccdc167, whose product is annotated as coiled-coil domain containing 167. The transcript has 4 exons. The coding region runs from base 136 to 453 and encodes 105 amino acids. NCBI's taxonomy places the organism in Eukaryota, Metazoa, Chordata, Actinopteri, Scatophagidae. The record is from RefSeq and is a predicted model, not a curated record.